This is a messenger RNA of Saccostrea cuccullata (small rock oyster), 1155 nucleotides long. Its product is annotated as sorbitol dehydrogenase-like. NCBI's taxonomy places the organism in Eukaryota, Metazoa, Mollusca, Bivalvia, Ostreida, Ostreidae. Gene Ontology annotation, biological process: D-sorbitol catabolic process. The transcript is spliced from 10 exons. The record is from RefSeq and is a predicted model, not a curated record. Gene Ontology annotation, molecular function: L-iditol 2-dehydrogenase (NAD+) activity; zinc ion binding. The coding region runs from base 1 to 1116 and encodes 371 amino acids.
AUGAAACAUACGUACAGGGAAAAAGUUUUUAGUGAAGAAGAGGUCAAUAUUUCUUAUCACUUAAAAAUGGCGAACAUCGCAGCUGUUCUACAUGGAGCCAAUGAUUUACGAGUUGAAGCAAUUCCUUUGCCUGAAAUAAAAGAAAACGAAGUCCUCCUAUCCAUGAGGUCGGUGGGUAUCUGCGGAUCAGACCUGAAGUACUGGAUGUAUGGCAAGUGUGGAAAGUUUACCCUGGAGAAACCCAUGAUCAUGGGCCACGAGGGCAGCGGAAUGGUGGUCAAGAUUGGAGCAGGGGUCACACAUCUCAAGAUAGGUGAUCGAGUCGCAAUAGAACCGGGAGUGCCUUGCGGAGUGUGUCGAUUGUGUAAAUCGGGGCGAUACAAUUUAUGUCAGAGUAUUUUCUUCUGUGCAACACCCCCUGACGACGGAAAUCUGUGUCAAUUUUACAAACACCCAGCUGAAUUCUGCUUUCGACUACCAGAUCACGUGACUGAUGACGAAGGCGCUAUGUUAGAGCCCUUAGCAGUUGCUGUGUACAGCUGUCGUAGAGGAAAUGUAGGGCUGGGUACCAGACUUCUCAUUUGCGGUGCCGGUCCAGUUGGAAUUCUUACCAUGCUGGUUGCAAAACAAAAUGGCGCCACAACCAUUGUUAUUACAGAUGUGGACGACACGAGGCUAGCUUUAGCUAAAUCCCUGGGUGCCGAUUACCCUAUUAGAGUGAUGACGAAUGACCCAUCCAAGCUAGCGACAGAAAUUCUAGAUACCAUAGGGGACUUCCCAGACGUCACUAUUGAGUGUUGUGGGACAAAUUUUGGAUUCUCUACAGGAAUUUACGCGAGCAGCCCCGGCGGAUCUCUGGUCAUGGUUGGUCGGGUCCCAGGCGGCCAAGAGUUCCCCCUAAAUUUGGCGUUCACCAGAGAGAUAGACAUCAGAGGAGUAUUUAGAUAUGCUAAUUGUUACCCAACUGCACUAGAUCUUGUAUCAAAAGGCCUUAUAAACGUGAAGACCUUAAUUACUCACCGCUUUUCCAUAGAGGAAACCCUAAAAGCUUUUGAAACUGCAUCAUCACGUGAUUCAAAAGCUGUUAAAGUUAUCAUUCAAUGUGACAAGAAUUAAAGGUAUAGAAAAAGUGUCGGAAAAUUAAAAGCAAAUAAA